AUUACUGUGGCAUGAUACAAGACGCAAGCCUGAAGGUUACAGCAAAUAGGAGGCGCCACUGUCAUAUAUAAAGCUCUGGACACUUACCCGUGUUAUCAGUGUGACUACCAUACUCAACAAAACUAUAACCAUGCGUUUCUUUUCUAUGUUGACGGUGUUGGCUGUGAUGGUGGCCGUCGCCUAUGGUUCUCCAGCACCUGGAAUUAUAUAUGGUGGUCGUAAUAUUGGCUUGGGUGGAAUCGGCCAUGGAAUUGGUUUAGGAGGGAUUGGUGGCGGUUUUGGUGGCUAUGGCGGCGGCUUCGGUGGUUUUAGUGGUGGAUUGGGAGGAUUCGGUGGUGGCUUGGGAGGAUUUGACGGCUCCUUCGGUGGAUAUGGCCGACGAUAUGGUGGAUAUGGCUAUGGAAG
Molecule: messenger RNA, 405 nt
Organism: Cherax quadricarinatus
Lineage: Eukaryota; Metazoa; Arthropoda; Malacostraca; Decapoda; Parastacidae
Source: RefSeq, a predicted model, not a curated record